Messenger RNA from Pelobates cultripes (western spadefoot toad), 34567 nucleotides. The record is from the annotation of a GenBank genome assembly. NCBI's taxonomy places the organism in Eukaryota, Metazoa, Chordata, Amphibia, Anura, Pelobatidae.
GCUCUCUCUGUCUCUCUCCCUCCCUCGCUCUCUCUCUGUCUCUCUCCCUCGCACUCUGUCUCUGUCUCUCUCCCUCUCUCUCUGUCUCCCUCCCUCGCUCUCUCUCUCUGUCUCUCUCCCUCUCUCUCUCUCUGUCUCUCUCAAUCCCUCGCUCUCUCGGUAAUGUUGUUGUGUAUAAAGUGGUGACUGUUGCAUUUGUUUUAUCUGGAUUCCGUAGAUAAUUCUCUAAUGGACGGAUGAGACCAAAAGGAUGACUGGCUGGACUAUCCGAUUACUCAGUUUGCUGGUAUUGCUGUUCUUGGUGAUGUCUUCAAAAGGUAAUCUAUAAUUUCACCGACAUAUUGACCACACAAAGACACAAUCAGCAUUUGUUUAAAACAAGAAAACACGUUAAAGGCACACUCCAAGCACCAUAACCACUACAGCCUUCUACCGAGAAUAUAGUGCCAGCAAUGCCCACCAGUAAGUAUUCAAACAGUUUGACUAUGGUUUGAUAACUAACCCGGGUUCCACCAAAUGCCAGCGACCCCAUUCCCUACAGUGGUAUCCAGAUUGCUCUAUAGAUCAAGGUAGGACCUUUCAGGGUCCCCGUCAUUGGCUGAGAAUGUCAACGAGCACAGUCCUAAAUCAGCUGUGCUUUAUUCUAUAAAUAAGGAUAAGAUCAGAUGCAGCACAGGUGGCUCGGGACCAGGUAAAUUGUCAAACUGUACUAAAGUGGCCCACCUGGCACCAUAACCACUACAGGUAAUGGAUUCAACGCAUCUGGAUAGGAAGCAUUUGAUUGGAGGAGAGCAGCAAUAAUGAUUGCACCCAAGCUCUAUGUACCCAUUAAUUCAACUGAGGCUCGUUUUGGCCUAAUAUUUUAAAAUUGUUCUUCAAAUUCUCUAUUCUAGAAUGUUCCAGUUUGGUAAAUAAACCCAAGGACUUAUAAAUAGACUCCCCCCCCCCCCAAACGUGUUUUAUUAUCUGUCAGAAAUGACACCAUUUACCUAACUAAUGCAGAAUACAUUUACAAAGGACACAAUACUAGAUGUAUUGGUUUUAUAUAAACGGCUCCUGUGAAAUAAUGACAUGUUGCAAUAAAAACGUGAUCAAUAAAUGAAUUGAUCCUGGAGCAGUGUUAUUAUCCACAGCCAAAAAAUGUGGGGCAGGCCCAGUAUAUAGAUUAAUGUCUUAUUUAGUCAUCAUGAAGAAAAGCUUUCACUUUUCUUGAACUGGGUGUGUAAUUUACUACAGUGUAAUUAAAAUAAAAUAAAUGGUCGCCUUUCUUUCUGCUCACAUUAAUUCAGCAGCUCGUCUGCCAGGCGUCACGUAUUUCCCAUUUGGGUAUAAUAAAAGCACAGUAGAUAAAAAACAAAGUGUCUUGUCUGAGAUUUUUAGAAACAAUGUACUUUCAAAGCCCUGCGUUCCAAAAGCACUAGGAAAAUGGUGUUCUGUUUGUACUAUUUUUUUAAAGAGAACAAGGCAAAAAACGGCUUUUCAUUUUCCUUUAUCUGGUAGUUGCGUGUAACGUUUUCAAUCCUGCAUGUUUCAGUCUUUGUACAGAUUGACACUAAGGUGUGAUACAGCCAUCAAGGAAAGGAUGAAUCUUAAAUAAACAAAAUGGUGCCACAGAUGUAGGCAUCGCAGCUCAGUACUUUGUUUAAAGUCAGUAAUGUCCAACAUUUUCUAAUUAAUCUGUCAUUAUGAAUAUUAUUACUGCACACUGCCAUUAGUUUCUAAAGCACUGCCAUUUUGUCUCCCUACCCUCUACUGUGGCCACGGCUCACGAGGUGUUCACCAAGGUUCAUGAGCUACCUCGUUUUGUUCUUUACCUGGACAAUAUCCCGAUACACAUGGCCUCUUACAACCUGCCAUUUUAGCAUUCCGUAUCAGAGGCCGUGUAAGGCCCUGGUAGAUGCACUGACAAUCUAUUAAAUCUUCCACUUGAUCUAUUUGUUCCUUCCAGUGGCCGAUGGCCAGGAUUCUUCACAAUUUACCUCUCUGGUGCUUCUAGUCUCCUCCACCAUCAUCUCAAGUAUUAUUAUUUUUAUGCCACUAGGCCUUUUAGGAAGUUUUCUUCCUUGUUUCUUCAUUUUUCUGAGCCCCAUUGGGGCCACACGACUCCAACCAUCACUCUCUUGUCGAAUUGGCUCAUGUUCAUGGCUUGGAAGGCUAAUGCCUUGACCAACAAGCUUCUCUCGGUUGGUGGCUACUUCACGAUCCUUUAGCCAUGAGGCUUCUAUGGUUCUAAUCCAGAUGUUAUCAUUUUGAUGUUAUUGUGCCCAUUGAUGUAGCUUUUGUCUGGAAGACACUCUGUAUAGUUGUCCACUACCCUCCCUAUGUUUUGAUGUGGGCUCAUGUCAACAAGGCUUGGUUCUCACUGGAGUCAAACUCAUACAGUUUUCGAUAAUUGAGCUUCUAUACUUAUUAUUAUUAUUAUUGCCAUUUAUAUAGCGCCAACAGAUUCCGUAGCGCUUUGCAAUAUUAUCCUUAAUACUUGUGUAUGAAAUCAAAUAUCUUUGUAACUCUCUUCUGGUUUGAACCGUCCGGACAGCACAGAUUGGUAGCAGAUAUGUGACAUUACGACUGAUGCGCUGUACGUAAAUAGCUUCCUACUUGAUGCAUUCAUCAUGGAAACAAGUUCACAACUCUACUUUGAUCUAUUUCUGAAUAUACGAUUCCUCUUUAAGAUCCCAAACGUGAACAUAUUAUCCCAGUACAUUCGCUUCCUGUAAAGUCACCCUUUCUGCUUCCGUAAAUAAAUUGCCCAUUUCCUCAUUAUUUAUUAUAAUGACCUUGCUGCUGUAUUCGCCUCAGAUGGCAGCUGCUAAAUGACAGAAGAGAUAGCUACCUCGUAUAAAACAUUUAUGUAUCGUACUUAAUGGGUUAUAAAGAUAAAUCUAUAAAUCUUUACAGAAAAUGCCAUUUGUUGCACCAGCGAGCCACUUGUCUUUGUAAUUCCCCUGAUACACUUUGUAAGAGGAGAUUGGAAUUCAAACAACACAGAUACAUCACAUCUCGUCCCUUAAUGAGUUUGUAUUCACGAUGUGGAGGGCACCAUUCAGACCACUCUCUGCCCUGUCUGUAGCUGGGCAGAAUCAACAAAAGGUUAUUCACUAAACUCUGACUGUCUCAGAAAUAUUUGCCAGUCUCUAUUUAAAGGACAGCUGUCAUAAAAUGACUUGCAAUAUACAUUUAAUAAAGUGACACUCUGGGCACCAUAACCACUAACACUCAGUGUACAGUUCAAUGCAGUGGCCGUGGUGCAAAGAGACUAGGCUGCUUUUACUUACCACAUAUUUAUUUUAUGUAUAUGUGUGUGUUUGUGUGUUAGUUUGUAUGUCUGUGUUUGUAUGUGUGUUUGUAUGUCUGUGUGUGUUUGUAUAAACACCCCUUUCUAUUCCUUCCCUCCCUCUCCAUUACAUAUCUCAACAUUUCAUAUGAACAAAGAAGGACAGUGUCAUUUUAGGGGUGGAUGAGGUGUGGCCAGGGACGGGACUGUUCUGAGUGUGAGUGUGUGUGUGUGGCCAGGGGCAGCUCUGUUCUGAGGGUUGUAGCCAAAAUUUAGGUGAUUUACUAAUAACAAUGUAUACAAUUAAAAUGUAAUUUAGAACAAGAACAAUGUAUCUUAUUUACACAGACUGAUUUCCAAACACCUUUAUUGUAGUUUACAGACACAUUACUGGGAAUAUUAUUGCUCUGUUAUACACUCAGACACGUUACUGGGAGUAUUAUUGCUGUGGAGCUCUGUUAUACACUCAGACACAUUACUGGGAGUAUUAUUGCCGUGGAGCUCUGUUAUACACUCAGACACAUUACUGGGAGUAUUAUUGCUGUGGAGCUCUGUUAUACACUCAGACACAUUACUGGGAGUAUUAUUGCUGUGGAGCUCUGUUAUACACUCAGACACAUUACUGGGAGUAUUAUUGCUGUGGAGCUCUGUUAUACACUCAGACACAUUACUGGGAGUAUUAUUGCUGUGGAGCUCUGUUAUACACUCAGACACAUUACUGGAGUAUUAUUGCUGUGGAGCUCUGUUAUACACUCAGACACAUUACUGGGAGUAUUAUUGCUGUGGAGCUCUGUUAUACACUCAGACACAUUACUGAGAGUAUUAUUGCUGUGGAGCUCUGUUAUACACUCAGACACAUUACUAGGAGUAUUAUUACUGUGGAGCUCUGUUAUACACUCAGACACGUUACUGGGAGUAUUCUUGCUGUGGAGCUCUGUUAUACACUCAGACACACCAACAAUAUGGAGCUCCUAGAAAAGAAGGACAUUAGGAAAGAAUAGCGGGACAAAGGGAUUUUGGUCAGAAAUAGGGACUGCCUCUCCUAAAUAGGGACACUGAGGAGGUAUGCCAUUACAUAUCCCUUCUCAUGUUAAAGGACCACUAUAGUGCCAGGAAAACAUACUCGUUUUCCUGGCACUAUAGUGCCCUGAGGGAGCUCUUCUCCUCCGAUCCUCCUUCUCUCCUCCCAUUCGGCUGAAUGCGUAUGCGCGGCAAGAGCUGCGCGCGCAUUCAGCCGGUCUCAUAGGAAAGCAUUCAUCAUGCUUUCUUAUGGACGCUUGCGUGCUCUCACUGUGAUUUUCACAGUGAGAAUCACGCAAUCGCCUCUAGCGGCUGUCAAUGAGACAGCCACUAGAGGAUUUGAGGGCUGGAUUAACCCAUUUAUAAACAUAGCAGUUUUCUCUGGGGUUAACCCUAGCUGGACCAGGCACCCAGACCACUUCAUUAAGCUGAAGUGGUCUGGGUACCUAGAGUGGUCCUUUAAACACCCACUUCCGGACGUUCCUUUCACAGGCGUCAACUAUAGGUGUUGCCAGUUGUGGCUUUUUCACACGGUGUGAAAUGAUGACAAUUUAUAAUGCUUGUUAAAUAAAACUACUUUUUUUUUCACAGCCUCUUCUGCCCAUUAUCGGGUUUGCGAGCCGUACACUGACCACAAAGGCCGGUACCAUUUUGGUUUCCACUGUCCGCGUCUGUCUGAUAAUAAAUCCUACAUCCUGUGCUGCUACCACAAUAACUCCAUGUUUAAAUACUGCUGUAACGAGACAGAGUUCCAGAACGUCAUGCAGAUGAACCUCACCAUGGGUUCCGAUGGAUAUAUGCAUAAGUAAGUGAUUAUUGUGAUAUGAUAAGUAACGGUGUGUAAUAUUAAGGGUGCCACAUGGCCACUGGCCACAAUGGAAACAGACUGUCAGUGGGAAUGGUGUUUGAAAAACAUGGGGCAAUUAAAUUUAAAGAUAUUUAGUCUGUGUUAAGUUUGUUAUUUGUGGCAACAAUGAAAAUGGCAAACAUAAUAGAACUACUAUAAAUACAGAGAAUUACAAUGUGCAAGGAAAGUAUCCAUCACGUCAAAUAAUGAGUUAAAACAAGGUAUCAGGGUAUAUUAUCAGAUUGAGAUCAGCUAACGUGCUAAAACAAUUCUAUGAUAUGAGUAUAUUUGUGGAGUUAGGAAAUUGACUAAUAAUUCACUAUCUGAGUUGAAAAUUAAUGAAUUUUUUAUAAAAAUAUAUUAUUACACACACCCUAAAUAUUUCUAAUAAGAUCAAUGCCAGUUGCAUGCUGGAUGGGCCCCCAGGCAAGUGUAACGGAGAGCCCCCCACUUAGCGGAUUGAAAGCCCAUUACUACUACCCAUAUCUAAUGUGAAUGUGUGAUUCGAAUACGUAAUAUUCUACACUCCGUCUGCCUUUUAUAAUAACACAACAUAAGGAUCGGAUGAUGUGCACUAAAACUGGAUGGCCCUCAGCAGACACUCCUCCUGCCCAUACUUGCCCCCACAUGUCAUAGGACAGUCCCAGUUUAGGGCCCUUUGCCUGCCAUUUCAUUGGGGGGGGGGGCAUCCUACUUCUGGGGAGGAAAAUGCAGCGGGUUCUAAGCUACUCAGCACUGUACCAGGUAAUUCCAGGUAAGUUUAGGGGAUUUUUAUAACUUCAGUAUGGCUGGCCACCUUGAUGGGGACAGGUCAUUCACCCUUAUCUGCCAGGCAUGUCACCGAUGACCCAAAUUGCAUCACAGUAAACCUCCAUAUCUCCUGAUCCCAAUCUCAUGUUCACCGAAGUUGGAAAAUGUACAGUUUCCCUGUGUAAUAGACAUUCCCUCUGUCAUCUGCAUACACCAUUUUAAAAAUAGGUUUGUUUUGUAAACAGAAAAUGUAGAUAUAUUUAUCAAUCCAGUGGAAAAAAACAUCUUUUAGUUGGACUGUCCAAUAUAAUUAAACUCAUAUUAUUAUUAUUUUAUUUUCCAAUAUGUUCUGUAAGAUUUAGCCUUUUUACAGCAGAGUUUAAUACAGUGUGGCCCAUCACAAACGUCGAACUACAUCUACCAUGAUGCUUUGCCAGUCGGUAAAAUAUGUGACCUGUUACAGUAUAAGAGAUGGCCUUGGGAAUGGGAUAUUCUAUAAGUAACCAAUGUGCGAGCCUUACUAUAGACAACGAUUCUGCAAUUUUAUUUUUAUUUUCAUCGAGCAUUUGAAAUCUUCCUCAUUUAAUCUUUUGGGAUAAAAACUAGUGAAAACACUGAGAACCGGUCAGGAGUCAACGCUCUCCAGCUGUUUGAUGGGAUUUAGAUGCAGUCCUGGAUUAAAACGCUUGAAAUAUCACUUUAGAGUAAAAUAAUAAAAUCGAAUGUUCCCGCAGAUGCUGUUUGUAUAAUUCUCUAUGAAUAUCCCUGGCUGAAUUGAUUCUGAGGGAGAUUUCCUGACUGUCAGAGACCAAAGGAAAGACUCCUAGAAACAGCUGUUAUUCACUUGAAGCAUGUUUUAUAUUAAACACGUAGAAAAAUAAUAAUUUUAUUAUAAGAUCACAAGGGAGGUUUAACCCCUUGAACUCAUAAGAUUAUAGCCCUGUUUGAGUGUAGGUUAAGUAGUUAGUGGUCCCACCAUUUAGACUAGCUUUACUCAAGUGUAGAGUUUCGAUGGAUAGAUACAAAACCUUCUGACUCACGCACCUUUUAAAAUUUGGACUUUAAGUAUUCCCUGUAGGUUUAUUUCAUUGAAUCAGUGUUGUGAGUGAGUGAAUUAUUGCGUGAGUAAAUGAUUGAUUGAGUGAGUGAGUGAUUGCGUGAGUGAGUGAGUGAGUGAGUCAGUGAAUGAGUGCGUGAGUGAGUGAGUGAAUGAUUACAGGGUGGAUUUAUUAGAUCCGUAGUCCUUGGGGACUGGUUUGGGAAACACUGUAUUCUAUAUUUGUCAAAUUACAGAAAUUUCUUUCAUGGGUGAUCUCAAAUAUUAAAACAUUAUCUCUGCUAUAAUGAAAGACCAGCUGUUUGUGGCGGAUUGUGUGUUUUUAGCCAGUUUGUGUUUGCCGUCACAGCAGGGGGAGUAUUUUGAGAAGGUAACUCAAAUUUUGAGCAGGAUUCUCUUAGCAGGGUAACAGUUUACUCUCAGCUUACUGAAUAUCAACUCUUCCACUAAAGUCUAUUCAACAAUAAUAGUAAUAGGAAACCCUUUAUUUGGGGUUAAAUUUUGGCCUUAAAUCCAUGCCUUCAUUCUGAAACAAAGUAAUGAAGAUAAACAAAAAGUAACAGUUUUAUUUGACCAAACGCAAUUAGCCAGAUGUCUUUUUACUCCUUGACAUUUAUUUCCUGAUAUUCUGUUGGUUAAAAUAUAUAAGACAUCAUAAUACAAAAUAACAUUUUAUAUUAAGUUUAACCCCUUAAAGACACAUGACACGUGUGACAUGUCAUGAUUCCCUUUUAUUCCAGAAGUUUGGUCCUUAAGGGGUUAAAGGACCCAUAAACAGAUUUUAAAUGUGCAUGAAAUGGCUCGAUAGUACCUACUGGGUUAAAAUGCUUUUCGAAUUGCUCCCAGCCCCGGAUGGAGACGCACGCAGCCAGGGUGCUGUGUACAGAUUACGCCUGUUUCAGACACAGUAACAGGCAUUUCAUAAAAGCAGAUUUCCAUUUAAAUUCCUGAAUCCAAUUAAUACCAUUUAUAAAUAAAUCCAUAAUCCGUCCAUUAGUACAUUGCCAUGGCAACGAUGCUAAGCCCAAAUAACGGCAUGCCACAUCCCCUCCCUAUUAGAACAUGCCUAACUGCGUAUUACGUUUCCCUUUUCGUAUUUUCUUUUUUUUUCAUUUUGUAUCAGAAAGCGAUCUAGCCGCUUCCCCAAGAGUUUGUGUUUUGGAAACGGAGAACGAGACCCUGAAGCUGUGCAGCUGGACGGCAAAUCAUUUUUUAAGCAGUGGCAGAUAUGUGUGGUCGGGGGUCCCUGGGAUAGAGUAUUUUUUCUGGAAGGCUGCUGUGCAAAUUUUAAGGUUGAUAUAUUAGUGCCUGAUUUUUCAAUUUGUUCUGCUAUUAUUGCAAUUUUACACCACUGCCGCUGCCUGUUUUCAUUUUUGCCUCCAGCACACCCAUCAAGGGUCCUGCGUCAGACACGUGCAUUAUAGGAGACCCCAACUGACCCACCUUACUUCCUAGUAAUACAGUGGCUUCUAUACUGUUCUAUGUACUGAUAUAAAAACAUGCACCUUCGUGAUAUCACGGCAGACACUGCUCAGAAUAUUACCAAUAGGCAGCCGCCUAACAUCUUACUGGAAAAUCCAACCCGUGCACAUCAUAUACACAGAUAUAGCCACUCAGCGAUAAAACAAAAGUACUUAUCUUGUGUUAUUACAUCCUCCUUUCUUCAUUACCCCUUUUUCUCUAUGUGUUUGCCUUCAUCUACAGGAGUAUAUUAAACAAAGAAUAAACAACGUUAUGCCAUUUUAACGUGUCUAUAGCGUUCUGUUUGCUGUGACAAAGCCUCGCAGAGCCUUAAUUAAAUCUCUAUAAGAAACAGAUGUUAUUUACAAGAAGCAGAUGGGGAUCCCACGGGCGCAGUGAUUAAUAAAUUGUUGUACAAUGUAUUUAUUGAAUAGAACACUGUUUGUUUUAUCUGUAAUUUUUUUAACUGGCAGUUCCUCACUGAAUAGGAUCAUUUUAAUAAAUGACUGUUUCUACAAGUCCUGGAUAGCAUGCAAAAAUACAAAAAUCUAAAACUUGUUCGAUGCGCUAUAAAUCUAGUUUUAUUAGACAUUUGAAUAGACAAAUUGGCAAUUUAGAUCAGCCCGUACUACGAGCAGAAUAAUACACUUCAUAAUUAUUACCAGCUGCCUUGGCUUUUUAAAUCCCCCAACACAUAUUUCAGUUUGUUGUUUUGUGUAUUAUCUUAUAUAUCAUGUUUUUAUUCUCAAUAAGACGUUUUAAUUGAAUUUAUAAACCUAUUAUUAGCUGUUUGAAAGAGCAAUUGAAAACAUUGUACCCCUUGCUCAAAAAAGUUAACAUCGGGGGAGGUCUAAAUAUAAUAAGCAGUUCAAAUCUGUAUAUUGGACCAGUAAGAGGAGAUUAGCCAACUUCCAGGGGAUGGUUUCUAUGUGUCAGUAUGGCGGACAGACUAAUAUACAAUCAGAACCGAGGGGCAGUGCCAAUGGACAUCCUUAGGAAUUUAUGGUGGAAGAAUCAGGUGGGAGCGGAGCUUCUGCAGGUGCGGUGAGAGAGCUAAUAGUAAUAAUCUAAAUUGGGAAGGAGGUGGUGAACUGGCCUUGAGAUAUAGGGCAUUGUGACUCUUAAGUUGGUUAUUUAGCUGUGUCAAGUUGGGACAUGUUUAGGGACUUAGACAUGAAUUCUCUGGAGUUGCGGGGGCUCCAAAAAAGAAAUCCCCGCACCAAGGCCCUUUGUUUAUUCAUUCCGAUGCUGGGUGGGACAACUGAAUUGGGUUAGGGCGAGUGGCUUCUGAUAAUAUCAGAUUCCUCAUUUGGGGAAUUAAUUGUAACUUGAGCACAUUACAUAAAAGCCACAGAGGAAAUGGACAUGUCCCAUUGAAAUCCUUCUCUAUUUCCAUUGCUGUGAAAAUGCUUGUACUAGGGGAUAUAUAUAUUAGCAUCUAUUGAUUUGGUUGCGUCACAGAGGUAUUCAAUAUUCACAAAAGUGAGAAUUCAAAGGGAAUUCCAAAUGUAAGGUAAAAAUAGUCUAACUGGGAAAAAAAUCAGCUCUGCUUGCAUUUCGGCUACUUUGGCCUUCGAUGUGAAAUGUACUUUGAAUUUUCAAUUUAGUAUAUAGCCCUGUAACAGUUAACUGUUGGGUUGUUGGAGGCUUUGUUUUCAAUAAAGCAUCUUGGGUAUUCUUGCCCCCGAAUAGUCGUGUUAUCUCUGUUAUAUGGUUUACAAUGCGCUCUCACGUCAUGUGGAAGUCCAUAGGAAAGGUUUUUAUCAAACUACAGAGUUCCUUUUGUUCAUCUAUAGCAUUAUGGUAAGAAGAAGAAAUAGCACUAUUCUAGUUUUGUUGUUGAUGGUGUGUACGUUAAAAAUAAAACUACUUCGAGAUUUGCAGGGGGAAAAUUGAUGGGUUUUUUGCAAUGAUCAAUUUUUGGAAAUAGAAUUUCCCUUUAAUAAUGAAGACGUUUUGCCCUUUGUAUAUAAGCUGAAGUUCUAUUUAACUUGAAAUGUAAGUAAAAGGAACUAAAGUAAAAAACAUAAAUAAAAUAACUCUGGAGACUCCGGUACCUCAUUAAAACACUUAUUGCCUCAUUUAACAGCAAGGGGUCCUUAAAUGAACAACCUGCUCGCAAAACACUUGUAGAAUCACAUAUCCAGCUGUGGGUAUUUACUACGGGCAUGGUUCAGUAAAAACCUCCUAAGGCAUCUGCCACUUGUCACUUGUUUGAUAAGGUUACAAUGGAUUAAACUGUAGACAGAUAAAAAGACCCCUAUUAUAGAACUGGUCGAUGUCUUAUCCAAGCUUUUACUAUAGAGACCAACAGUUUCAGCUUAGACAAGAACAUGGGGUCAGCUCUGUAUUUUCUCAAAAAUUUCUGAUAAUGGUGCCUGUCACAACAAGGGUGCAUAAUUCAUUGUUGCACUAUAGAAUAUUGCUAUUUAAUGUAAUUUGUGUAGUGCAUACAUGGAAUGUCCACUUGGUAGAGGUGGUAGGACCAGUUUGAUUGCAGAGGAUAGAUUUCAAAAGAGGUGAAUUUAAAUGAUAUAGAAAUGUGAUAGAUGUCAGCAAGGUGUGAAAUGUUACACAUGAGUUGCCUCUAAGUCUAGCUUCAAUGUAAACUAACUUGAUAAUCUGUCAUAUGCCUAUAUCCCCACUUAGAUCGUGUGUACUUUUGAAAUGCUAAGUGGCCGAUAGCAAUAAAAAGACCAGGGUCUAUCCAAAAUAAACAUUGAUCAUAACCCACAGAUGAAAAAUAGAGCCUCCUUUUGUGCCUAUUUAGACUGGGCAAAGCACAAACUACAAAAAGAGUAUAAACAUGGUUAGUGUAGCUCAAGCUGUUUGGAAGGAAUUGUGAAGUCCAUUGUAUUAGGUCAUAAGGAGGAAGUCUGACAUAUUUAUGGAAUAGAAAAAUUGCAACAAAAUCAUACAUGCAAUUUUUAUUUCUGUGGCACAAAAGAGGAAAUAAAAUGAAAAGUUUCAAUUUGGAUUGAUGUUGGUCUGAAACACAACGGGGUAGUCACUUAUUGUUUCUAGAGGUACACUCUCGCCACCACCUCUGGGCCGGCUUGGAAACCUAAAAUAUAUAGUCUAACAUCUCCUUAAGCAAUACAUUUAUCAUUUAUCAUAAAGAUGAAUAAUGUAUGUCAUUUCUUAAAUUAAUAGCCCUGUGAGCCAAUGACACAGCCGUCACACUGGUUUCAUUGCUGAGAGCACAGCCUUUUGUGCCAAAAAUUGAUUAACAGGUGAGGAAGGAACCAUAUCUUUACAUAGCAGUUUAAUAAAAUCUAUACUUUUUUAAGGAAUGGGGGAACACGACUAUUACUACAGACAGUAGCCAUUGCAACAAAAUGUAUACUUUGUUGGUGAAGUCAUAUGGACCAGGGGAUUCUGGGAAUUCCUGUUGGUCUGCUGAGGAACCCUGCUGAGGGAGUCUGGCAUUGAUUCUUCUUAGUUCUCGUUGGAGCUUUUUGUGUUAAUUAUGGCUGACAACAUUUCCAAUUAGGCUUUGCUUACUAUAUUGCAGGCUUUUCAACAGUCUUAUUGGUCAGGGGUACCAGGGCUUUUAGGAGGGCCGGAGCAGGACUUGGAGUUCCAAGCCUCCUUUGCAUCUCCCUCUUAGUUCAGUUCGGUGUUCUGGUUGUCCGAGGAUUUGUGGUGCUUCGACCUGAGUGAGGUUGGUUCUGGGGCUUCUCCUCGUCAUGCAGCCCACAUGGGUGUAGGGCGCCCAUUAUUUGUAAAAUCUGAAACUUUACAACUCCACAUGCCAAGUGUAAAAAGAUUAGCCAAUUUAGACUAACACAAUGCUUUGGUGGUUAUAUCAGGAGAGUUCCAGAUAUGACGGAUGCUCAUUCAGACUGCAACAAAAACCAUUUCAAUAAAUCUUAAAUGUUUGGGGGAAUAACAACGAAAAAAAGGAAAAUGGACAGCUCUGAGGACAGCGUUAAAGGAAAAUGUAAUUAAUGUUUGAUUAGUAAACAUUCUGCCAGCACACUGUAUAGCGCCUCCUGUUUUGUGUCAGUUAUAUUUAUCAUGCACUUUUAAUUCUCUGACUAUCACAAUAAUAUUCGCUAUAUUGAUUUUGAUUGAUGAAGACACCAUUAAAGAAAAUUAGCCCUUUUUUCACACUGUUCAUUUUUGACAAUAAUUGUUUUGAUUGCGUCUGCUUUUUACGUGUCCCCAUAGUUUACCAUGUGUUUUAACUUGUAGUAAUUGUAUAUAUUUUUUUUUUAUUCAGCAACUACAGUGCACUGGUUGGAGUCUGGAUUUAUGGAUUUUUUGUGGUUGUCCUGCUUGUAUUGGACAUGUUGUAUUAUUCCGCAAUGAACUUUGAAUUUUGCAAGUUGCACCUGACAAGAUGGGGUAUUCAUGCCAAAUGGAUGAGACAAGGACAGAGGCAGUGGGACAAAUCGACACAGGAUUCUUCUCAAACGUCGGCUCAGUGUCAAACCGCGCACUCUGUGCACACUUUAAAAGGAGAUAAUCUCAGUCCAACCGGGAUGCCAUAUCAGACUUCGAGAGCCUGGUAAGUCCAAUUCUCUUGUUACGUUUCUGAAGUUCUGUGCUAUUGAAUGGAUCAGUAUGUACUGUUCAGAAUGCCCCAUAAGGGUUGUUUUGAAUCUGAGAAGAGAAAGAACAUAGGUUUUGUGGGAAAACACUUUUGUGAGAGAUCCUUUUUAAUCAAACAGUUAUGGUUUCCAUGGGUGUAUACAGAACUUAUUUCUAUGUAAACUCUUUAUUUUUUUCAUGGAUUAGAGAAGUAAAAAUUAUAACAAAUAUGUGUUGAAAUUAAACAUAAUAAAUAAGAUAUAGAAAUGUACUCAAAUUAUGGACAACCCAAAACAUGCGAUACUGAACAAAUAUGUUAUAGAGUACACUGGCGGGUAACGUGUAAAGCUGGCUGGUAGCAUUGGACUACACAUUCUUAGUUCUGUAUGUAUAUAUUUUUUAGCACAGUGAUUUAAAAUAAAAAAGAUACUAACUUCUAUAUUUCAUAGAUUUCACAAUAUGAUAUUUUAACACGGCGAGGUACAGACACAUCAAUACGCAUGACUUUUAAUAGUUUUUCUAAGCUUCUCAUAUCCUCUGUUUGUGUUGCAAUGCAUUAACUUAGCUCUCCCUAAGCUAAAAGGGUAAACCCGUGCUCAAUGUGCCUAGUGGAGAAUUGGCUUCACCUUGCUGACGAGGCUCAAUUAAGGCCAAAGUGAUUGUCUGGGGUUGCUGUAUCACUCAUGCAGACAGAAAUUGCUGGCAUUUUGGUUCAGGAAUGCCCUGUGGGUGGUGAUCAGUCUCACAUGCAAAUGGUAUAGGUUCUCCCUGUAAUGGCACAAGUGGGCAGUAAGAGCGGGCACUAACCAAAGACAAGCUAUUAAGUUUCUCUAAGCUUUUGUCCGUUCUCGGAGUUCUCAUAUUCCCUGGUUUUGUUGCAAUAGUUAUCAGUGAUCUUGUAAGAUAUUCAGCCUUUCAUCCAGUGUGUAUAAGGAUGUAAACAGAAGGAAAAUAUGCAGUGAAGACAAUUGAUAAGAGUAAAAACCUUCAAAAAGUGCAGCACUUAAAACAUAUAAACAAUUCACACCUUGGAAUAAUUUGUUGCUAUAACAACACCCUCACCCGGACCUCACUUCCCGCAGUGUUAAGAAUCCUGCACUUUUAAUGUACACCGAUAUAAACACAUAAAACACCAGAUUCAAAGCUUAGAUUGCACAAUCCCUACGCGUUUCAUCUGUUUUACGCUGCAGCAGUAAAAUCUCUCCGUGUACCGGUAUGAAGUAAAUCAUCCCUCCAGUGUCAUUUAAAUCAUCCAGUUAGCACCAAAUGUCCUUAAUGUCUAAUCAUGGUGUAAAUAGAUAGUUUACCCCACGCACUUGCAUGGGUUAGGUCAUCAUUAUGAGAUUAUUUCAAUGUUUGAAUGGUUUCAUAUCUUGUAAGUGUAAAUCCCUGUCCUCCUCCCAUAUACUAAAUCCCAGUCCUCCCCCUCUACUAAAUCCCAGCACCCCCCUCUAGCCAACAAGCAGACUCCACUCACAUUGCCGCUGCCAGUAUUCGACUCCGGAGUCCGGCCUCCUGUUUACCCCAAAUGAUGCCGUCCGCACCCUGUGCCAAAUCUGAUCCUCCCGCUACUUCUUGAAACCCUGUGAAGGUGGAGCACGUUGAUGUCACGUCGGAAUGUGACGUGGCGUUGCGUGCCUCCAUGCACGUCCAAGUACUCCACUGUCCAGUUGCAGCCAAUGCACCACUGACAGACACACACACACACACGCAUACACACUGACAGACACACACACUGACAGACACACUCACAGACACACACACACACUGACAGACACACUCACUGAAAGACACACAAACUGACAGACACUCACAGACACACACACACUCGCUGACAGACACACUCACUGACAGACACACACACACUCACUGACACACACACUUACACAUUCUUGCACACACAUACUUUACUGUAUUGCUCCCUACCUUUUGGACCUGAUGUGGGGCAUCUCCCUGGGGUCCUUCUAUCUGCUCCUCACUGCUCCCUCAUGCAGUUUAGUGAUGCCGGGUGCAGGAAUAUGACAUCAUAUUCCGGUGCCUGACUUCACUACAGACGGCGCACGCGAGGGAGCAGUGAGGAGCUGAAACACUGAGCUCCCUUGCUGGCCCUCAUCCCCGACUGGGUAAGUGUUAGCAGACUAGGCACCUGCAAUGUGGGGAAAGCAGGUGCCUACUCUGCUAUAACAUUGAGCAUGUACUCGCAGCUCGCCCGGCCGCAAAGAUGGUCCCUGUGUGGCCCGCGGGCUGAGAGUUUGACAUGCUUGCUGUAAGCACUAAAACAACUUUAGCUUAAUAAAAAGUGUUGAUGUGUUUAGCAUGUCACUGGAGUCUCACUGCUCAAUUCUCUGUCAUUUAGGUGAUAAAUCACUUUGUUUAUGCAGCCAUGGCCACACCUCCCCUACCCAUGACUCACACAGCCUCCAUGCACCUUCCUGAAAAAAAGUCUAAAUAUUAAACCUGCUUUAUUGCGCAGUGUGUUUAAUUUAGAAUUUCUUAUCUCCUGCACUGUUAAUAGCUUGAUAAUGACUACAGCACUCUCCCCUCAAUUAACAUAGUAGGAGAUAAAAAUAUCUAAAGUAAACACACUGUGCAGUAAACUCCUAAAUGGCAGAGAAUUAAGCAGAGAGACUACAGGGGCCUAAUCUAUACACCAAAACUACUUCGUUAAACUAAAGUUGUUUUACUGCCUAUAGUAUCCUUUUAAAUACUUAUAAACUCUCUGAUUAAAAAAAUAAAUAAAGUGAAAAGUAUAAUUUGCUAUAUAGCUGAAGUAUGAAACACUUUUUUAAAAAUCCUUGAAAAAUUAUUUUAUAUUAAAAUAAGAAAACCUUUCUAUCCUUUGUCCUAUGAUAACCUGCGGGGGAUUUUGUUUAAUCAUGCUUUGCAGUAUUUGCAUAUAUUCAUUUCCAGUUAAAGGUCUGGGGAUAUGACGAAGACGUUAAUGGCUAAUUUUUUGUGAAUAAUGGAAUAUAUUCAAGAAUUCGUCUAAAAGGAAAUUUCAAGGGAACAAACUUAUUUGAUCUGCCAUAAUAAUUACACUUGGAGAGAAGUCUAGGGAGUUACCAAGGAAACAUCUACGACACGUUAUUAUUCUCAUUAAAAAAAAAAAAAAGAGAGAGAGAGAGAGAGAGAGAGAGAGAGAGAGAGAAAAAAAGAGAGAGAGAGAGAGAGAGAAAGAUAUGAUUCCUUUAAACAUUUGGGGUAAAGGAUGUACGCGACCACAUAUCGUGUUACAUAAUAUUAGCUCUGUUCUGUGCUUUAAUAUUGUACACAUUAUAUUUUCAUAUUACAUACGUUUUAUUAUUAGUAUUUUCAGAUUUCUGAAUAACAUUUUGUGACAAUAUUAAUAAAAACAAACAAAAGUAUGUUUUUGACUUUUUGUUUUUUUUACUCAUUUUGUUUUGCGUGAAUGUGUUACGAAUGCACUAUAAAGCUUGAUUUUAAUAAACCAACAGGGUUUGGGUAAAGUAGAUACAGAUUUAUACUAGUUAGGAUUCCCAUUUCUACACAAGGGACUUAGUAACUGGGGAGGCAGGGAGUCUAAUGCAAUUAACAGCCAUUAAUAUUUCAAUCUUGCUAACUAUGUACUAACACUGAAUUAUAUGCAUGUAAAAUCCCAACCAGAGCACUGAAAGGAUCCAGUCAGAUUCAAAGUCAAACUGUGGCUAGCAGGGAGGGCGCCAGGGCACUAAUGGUACCAUAACCACUACAGCGUGCUCCUCUAAGGUUAUCAAACAAGCUUGAGCUGCUUCAGGCUCUGAGAUGGCAAUGUCUAGAACAUACUGGAUAAAUUCAGAAAAUGACAGAUAAUUAGAUCUAAAAGUAUCUCCAAAGGUAACAAGAUAUUUUUAAAAUACAUCAUUAAUUAAAAUGUUACAUUUAGUUUAAGUGUUUUUGGUUUUGUCAUUUUUUUAAGCUUUCAAUAUGAGAUAAAAGUUCCCUUUUUGGCACCACAUCACGUUCAUUUCUCCUAACCCACUGACACCUACAUUAUUCGGGACGCACUGUGGCAGGACCCAAAUGUUGUAUAACUCCCAUGUUACUGUAUCGUUCUUACUGUUGUCAAAGCGUGUUAGAGGUCACAGUUCUAAUCUAUCUGCGGUGCACUGUUUGGGUGGUAUGUAAUAUGUAGUAUGUAUGCUUUAUGGUGUAUGUAAGUGGUAUUAGUUACACACUUAAUACCCCAACCUUUUACUUUGUUUAUAUAUGAGGAUAUUAAGGGGACACUGACCCCACUGUAACACUUGGCAGAGACAGAUACAGUAUUGAUUUGUGCGCAUAAGACAGUUAGUACUUAUCCUUCGAGAGAGUGUACUAUCUUGUGGUCAAUAAGCCAAAACCUCUUAGUACUUUCAUUUUUUAUACACUUGAUGCCCAAACUAACAAGGAUGAUGAGUGCAGAUUUGGUUUCAUUUUUUAUAUUUUAUUAUUUACUGCCUAGAAUCACGUAGAGCGCAAAGUGCAAGAACACAAUAUAAUUGUUUUAUUAAUUCAGUAAAACCUUUUGCAACCGCUCGAUUUGACAUUAUGCUUCAAAAGCAUUUCAUUGUGAAACAAUAUAAAAGGCACACUGCAAUUUGUAAUCAUCAAAGAGUUAAUAUUUUUUCACCAGGAUUGGAGUGUUUCAUGUAAUCUUAAGUAUUCUGACAUUUUUGUUUCCGUUUUCAGAGAGUCUAACCCAUACCGCUCACACAGCAUGAAACAGAAUAUUUAAUGAUUUCUCAGGAAAAAUGCAGCUUAUUCGAUGCUUUUGUUUCCCCCAAAAAUGUAAAUACAGCCAAAGAAUAAUAGAGGUACAGCGUAGGCGUAUUGUACGGAACAUGAAGCCAGUCGGUGGUCACAUAAAGGACCCAGCCUCUUCUGAAAAUCUUGCAAUCUGGUUUAAAUCUCAGACUGUCUUACAUCAUGCGUAAUCUGUUGUUCUUAUGGAGUUUCCAAUCAUUUAUAUUCCAAUUACCUCUGAAAAGCUUGCAGUCUGAUUUAAAUCCAUGUUUUGUCUAAAGAGCUUGCAAUCUGUUUGAGACAGACAGGUAUCCUAGAAACAAUGUUGUAUUCUGUUUUUGAUCCUGGUCUAAAAAGCUUGCAGUUUGUUUUUGAACUCAAUUUCCUUUCAAAGUGUGUGCAAUCCCUUUAGAGAGCUCCUAAAAGCAUGUCUUCUUAAUCAGUGUAGAUUCUAAGGCUACAGGCAGCGUACUAAAAACAUGUCUGUGUUUGUGGCUAUAUUGCUGUUUAUGGUAAAUACAGCAACUGACCAUUAAUAAACCGUACAGGCUGUUAUUGCAGCCUGCAUGUCCUGAUAUGUGACUAUUAUUAUUUAUUAUUAUUAUUGCCAUUUAUAUAGCGCCAACAAAUUCUGUAGCGCUUAACUAGACCUCACCAAGCCAUUGCCUCACUAUGUUGUUUGUUUCUUCACUAAUCUAUGACAGUUUUUACAGACUUCAUGUAAUCGGGCCAGGACAUGUUUUCAGGCACGCUGAGCCGAGGCCAACAGGGGAGAUCAAAGGUUUUGUCCUGCCGGCCUAUAUGAGGUCGGCAUUAUCCAUGCAACAGCCAUAUUGUGUGCCUUCACAGACUGCUGGAGAGAUCAAAGAUCUGCCUCACUUGUCCACAGCAACUUAUAGCAGGAGAGGGGAGGCUUUAGUCUGCACCUCCGCACAGUGCAGUCCUAACAUUCCUCCCUCGAGCUUAGGCUGUUCAGAGUGUUGUCAUGGGCUACCCCAGAAAUGCUCCAAUACAUCACUUUGCUGGAACUCCUGAUAAUAGUGCACUCAGCCUCCUUCUAGUUAGAACAGGGCUUGACAAAUCCCAGGCACCUGGUAUGUCCUGAUGAGGGAAAGUGGCUGAGGGUGGGCAUGGAAGCUAGGGGAGGGCAUGGAAGGGCGGAGGCCGGCUAAGGUAGAGCAGAGGCAGUGAGGGAGCUGAAAUCCUCCUGCUCUGCUCCCUUGCGCCAUCCAGUGAUGCCUAGAAUAUAACCUCACUCCGGGCCAGGCAUCAAUAAACCACUAGAUCACAGGGAAAGCAGAUCCACUCCAGUUCUCCCAAAGGUAGGGAGGCUGGGUGGGCACACUAAAACACUAAAAUAAAACCUUUUUUCCCACGCUGUUCCGGGCUCACCGCCGCUGGCUGGAGAUCAUUAAUCUUGAUGAUCUCUGCCAAUCCAAUGCAAAACGUAGUGCUAUGCCGCGCCAAUUGGCAUCUCCUCGUAGAGAUGCAUUAAAUAAGUGCAUCUCUAUGGGGAGCAUUACGCUUCUGACAGAGGACUGACCCAGGAAGCACCUCUAGAGGCCAUCUGAGUGACUGUCACUAGAGGUGUUACUAGACAACAAUGUAAACACUGACUUUUUUCUGAAACGGCAGUAUUUACAUUGAAAAGCCUGCAGGGACAGGCUAUAGACACCAGAACAACUACAUUAAGCUUUAAGGAUUGUAUUUUUGAUGUUGAAAAACCUGGCUGCUAAGAUUUUUAGCUGGCUCCUAGAUUCCAAGCAAAUUUAUCAAGCCCUAAGUUAGUAAAUAGCACCGGUCCAUCAGGGUUUUCAGUGUAAUGUCUCCAUUUUUCCCCAGUGCGGCCCAGCAUAUAAUCUAAUGCAGAUAAAACAUUUAAAGCUAUAAGUAAAUAUCAAUAACAGUCAGGAGAGAUUACUCAAAUUGUGAAGGAAAUGUAUCCAAGCUCUGAAAGGGAAAAAGGAACAUUUUCAUAUCAUCAAGCAAAGAUCUGAACAUGUCGGUUCUUUUAAGGAAAUGCAGCCAUUUUCUUGGCCUCAGGGACAAUACCAGAUGACAAAAGAUAAUUAAUUAGGGAGCUAAUUGAUGUAGCAAAGCAACACUGGUACACGUAGAGCAGCAUAUAAUUAAGAAAUUAAGAUUGGAUGUUUUUAUCUUAUCUUCAUAUGUCAUGUGUAAUUUGAAAUUAGCAAGUGCCGACAUAAGCCAUUAUCAGCACAGGAAUCAUCUCAAUUUAUGGCCCAAAUUGAGACGUGCAUUUGGUGCUUUGUUGGUGAGGGGUGGAGGACCCAUUUUGUACCUAAAUUGGGGACAGAUGUCCCAUGAGCCUUUGCUUUUGUUUUUCAUGCUAUCGCCAUUCAUUCCGAUUAUCUCCCGUUGUAUAGUGGUAUCUGUAUACAGCUGUAAAAUUAUAUUCGGAGAAAAGAAAUCGAUCCAGGACACAUUGAGAAUCGAGUGGCAGAGACCCACUGGUGAUAGUUACUACAUUUCUAUUGGUUUAAUGAUAUUAUUAACAAGCUAAACAAAUUAUGGAGUGCAACACACUAUUUGAUAAUGCUCAUGUCACUUAGCAAAUCUUUAGUAUUUAAAAGGAAACUGUAAUUUCAAUGGAAUUUACACAGUUAAAUAAAAAAAAGAAAAUCCUCUUUAGCCUGUGUUAACCCUUUUCCAUGGGAUGCACCAUUUUCUUUUAAAUGUAUGUAAAAUAUUUGGUAGAUGAUAUCACACACCAGCUCAGUCCUGGCACAGUCAGGGCACACUGUGCAUUUGAAAAGGUGAAGUAGAAACGUUGUUUCUGUGUCUGCUUCUCAAUUAACUGUGUUCAGUGACAGAAAACGGCAGGCGGACGCUCUCUGGUCCAGGAUAGAGGUAAAAACAGCAGAUGUAUUUCUCCGUUUACAUUUAUUUUAUCAGACUUCAACAAAUUCUUGUUAAGUAAAGGGAUAGCAGAGAUUUAGGGGGGAACUAAUUACCUCAGAUGCGUAAUCUGAUAAUCACCAUGCCACCUCUGCCCUCAGCUUACAUAUUGCUUGGUUCACUGCUUAAUACAUUGUACCGCGCUACAGAACUUGCUGGCACUAUAUAAAUAAUAAAAUAAUAAUAAACCAAGCAAUGUUAACCAAUUGGCGGCUGAGAGUUUUCAAAGAAUUCACGGGAAGUGGGACCAACAGCUUAUUGUUGUUUUUGCUGUGUUUAUUCCCACAUAAUUUAACGUUUUAAUGUGUACCCAUACACCAUUGUACAGCGCUACAGAAUUUGCUGGCUCUAUAUAAAUAAUAAAAAUAAUAAUAAUAAUAAUAUAUACUGUGUUUUAAAGGACAGAUAGGCCUUUCUUCUGAUAUAUAUAUAUAUAUAUAUAUAUAUAUAUAUAUAUAUAUAUAAAACACACAAUUAAAGGGGUACUCUAAUCACCAAAACAACCCUAGCUUUUUGAAGCAGUUUGGGCAUAUAGAUUAUGCCCCAUGCAUUUUUACUGCUCAAUUUUUUGUCAUUUAGGAGUUAAUUUACUUUGUUUAUACAGCCCUAGUCACAUCUCACUGCAUGUGACUUACACAGCCUUCCUGAACACUUCCUGUAAAGAGUCAUCUAAUGUUUAUUGCACAGUCUGUUUAAGAUUCUGGUGGAGAUGCUAUCCACACAGUUGUGGCACCAAAGACAGAGAGUGCAGUUCAAGUUGUGCAUGCAGAGUGCACAGAGCCGUUAUGGGUUGCAAAUGUCAAUUCUAUAUAAUAUUUAGCAUCUGUCGUCAGCACGCUGACAAUAAUCAUAGAAAUCUUCUCCCUUGCGGACAUCCGUCCAUCCCACCCACUGUGCGCUCGUUCCUCCGUUGCCCUCUGUAUUUAUAAAACCUAUCUCUCUACACCCUCCGUCCCCUUCUACGCCCUCUCCCCUUUCUAGCAUGGAGCGUGCACUCAUGUGCUCUGAGUUGGCAAAAUGGACCAAUAUCUGUUUGAGAAGCCUGUACUUGGGCUGCGCAAGGCUCCAGUGACAUCGGAGAGAGCGGGCAAGUCAGCAUCUGCCACUGGAUUCCAGGUACUGAAGGUUUUACUGCAAACUUAAAACCUUCAGCUUAAUGAAGUGGUCUGGGUGCCAGGUCCCUCUAGCAUUAACCCUUUUUUUUAUAAACAUAGCAGUUUCAGAGAAACUGCUAUGUUUAUAAUAGGGUUAAUCCAGCCUCCAAAUCCUCUAGUGGCUGUCUCAUUGACAGCCACUAGAGGCGUUUGCGUGCUUCUCACUGUGAAAAUCACUGUGCGUCCAUAGGAAAGCAUUGUAAAUACUUUCCUAUGAAACCGGGCUGAAUGCGCGCGCAGCUCCUGCCGCGCAUGCGCAUUCAGCCGAAGAGGAGGAGAGGAGGAGGAGAGCUCCCCGCCCGGCGCUGGAAAAAAGGUAAGUUUAACCGCUUUCCUCUCUCCAGAGUAUGUUUUCCUGGCACUAUAGUGGUCCUUUAAUGUAGUCGUUCUGGUGAUUAUAGUUAGUCUCUUCAGGCAUUUCCAUGUAUACAUACAGUGUUUACAUUACAGCCUAGUGAUACCGCCUCUGGCCAUUCCUCAGAUGGCUACUAGAGGUGCUUCCUGGGGCAGUGCUGCACAGUGUGACUGACAUUCAGUGUCUCCACACUCUGAAUGGAGACAUUGAAUUUUCCUCAUAGAGAUGAAUUGAUUCAAUGUAUCUCUAUGAGGAGAGGCUGAUUGGCCAGGGCGGCGUCUAAUCCGCCUCCUUGGGAAAACAUUGUGAUUGGCUGAGAUCAUCAAUUCUGAUAGAGGCGGAUAGAGCCAGCGCUGGUGGACCUAUGUUGGGCUGGAGAUAAGGUGAGUUUUUACUAUAUUUAAGGGAAUUUAGUGAGGGCAGGGGGGCUAAAUAGGAUUUGUGUUCCUGACCCUACCAUGUUCCUUUAAAGAGUUUUUUAAACGGUGUGAAAAAACCAACAACUUCUCAAGAUACAGAACAAACCAACAAAAAAACACGUAGCUAGACCUAAUUUUGACUAUUGAGUAAUCCAGAACUAAAAAGUAAAAGCAGCGUAUAUACAUCUUGUACUAGCAACAAGAUCUCUAAAAUAUGUUUCUUAUAAUUUGAAUGCAUAGGCAUGCGCAGCCUAUUGCAUAAGGGUGUGCACCCUAAACCACAAACACACAUGCUGUGUGAGUAUUUGUGAGGGUGGUGUGUGUGUGUAAGGGUGCUGUGUGUGUGUGAGGGUGCUGUUAAUGUAUGUGUGUGUGUGUGUGUGUGUGUGUGUGUGUGUAAGGGUGCUGUGUGUGUGUGUUUUUGAGGGUGGUGUGUGUGUCUGUGUGUAAGGGUGCUGUUUGUGUGUGAGGGUGCUGUUAGUGUGUGUGUAUGUGUAAGGGUGCUGUGUGUGUGCUGUUAGUGUGUGUAUGUGUAAGGGUGCUGUGUGUGUAAGAGUGCUGUUAGUGUGAGGGUGCUGUUAGUGUAAGGGUGAUGUGUGUGUAAGGGUGAUGUAUGUGUGUGGGUGCUGUAUGUGUGAGGGUGCUGUUAGUGUGUGUGCUGUGUAUGUGUAAGGGUGCUGUGUUUGUAAGGGUGAUGUAUGUGUGUGGGUGGAUGCUGUUAGAGUGAGGGUGCUGUUAGUGUGUGUGUGCUGUGUAAGGGUAUUGUGUGUGUGUAUUGUGUGGGGAUGGGGGAACUGUUUAGUUAAUAGCCCCCCUCCCUUCUUACCUUUUGUAAGGAUGGGGGCUGUGCUGCCAUCCCUGGUGGUCCAGUGGUGAGUGAACUCUAGCCUGCGGGGCUAGAAUUCACUCUCGCGAGAUCUGAGCGUUGCCGUGGCAACACUUCGACCUCGCAAGAGGAACCCGGCGGAGCUGCUGGCUAGUGCUCCCCGAGUCCUCUUCUGCCUCCCUCCCUGCCCGUGGAGGCACAUAGCGUGGGCCGCAGCAAUUAGGGUGGCUAGGCACACCCGGCACACCCCGUGCGCACGCCUAUGUUUGAAUGUGGUAUUUUAAACCCUUCAUUGCCAUAAAGCAGGCUUCCCCAAACUCCGGCCAUCCAGAUGUUGCUGAACUACAACUCCCAUGAUUCUCAGCCUAUCAAUUUUAUUCAUAAAAUCAUGGGAGUUGUAGUUCAGCAACAUCUGGAGGGCCAGAGUUUGGGGAAGCUUGCCAUAAACUGUAUACAGCCCAAGCAUUAUGUAUACAAAAUUGUCACCCAAGCAAACAAAAUUUAUUUAAUGGUAAUUAAUUUAGUUUGCUAAAUAUUCCUAUUUUACAAAAGUGCAGCUCACUCACCCUCCUUCCCCCCCCAGCGCUAGCCACUACCCAUGAGGUUACAUUCUAGCAGAGAGCAACAGACAGGAUUUUAGGGUUCAUGUAGAGAUUGGUUGGUAAUGUUCUGUAUGUUCCUUUGUUUAUACAUCUCAGAUCCUAAUCGCUCCACUGAAGCUUAAAGAGACACUAUAGGCACCAAAACAACUUUAGCUUAAUUGAGUAGUUAUUGUGUAUAGUUCAUGCCCCUGCAGUCUAAAUGCUCAGUUCUCUGCCAUUUAGAAGAUAAAUCCCUUUGAUUAUGAACCCUAGUCACACCUCCCUGCAUGUGACUUGCACAGCCUUCCUAAACACUUCCUGUAAAGAGUCAUCGAAUGUUUACACUGCCUUUAUUGUAAACUCUGUUUAAUUUAUAAUGUAUUACCUCCUGCACUCUUAACAGCUUGCUAAACCCUGCAGGAGCCUCCUGUGUGUGAUUAAAGUUCAUUUUGCAGAGCAGGAGAUAAAAACUUCUGACGCAAAUUAACAUCUGAUUGAAAAUGAAACCAUAUUUUCAUGCAGGCUGUCAGUCACAGCCAGGGGAGGUGUGGCUAGGGCUGCAUAAACAGAAACAAAAGUGAUUUAACUUUUAAAUAGCAGAGAAUUGAGCAGUGAGAUUUCAGGGGCAUGAUCUAUACAUCAAAACUGCUUCAUUAACCUAAAGUUGUUUUGAUGCCUAUGGUGUCCCUUUAAACUGCGCUCAUGCGUGCAUAUGUGUGACAUAUAUCAAAUUAUUUAUUAUUAUUUUUUUUUUAUUAUUAUUUAUUUUCUAUUGUGCAUGAAAUAAACAACAUGCUUACUCAGCCACGAUAGCCGUUGUAAGCGGUAAUAGGCAUAACAUACAACACAUGACCAAGUACAAUACAGCACAAUUUUUCAAUUUUUACAAUUUGUUGAGAGAGAAAAGUAGACAAUGGAUAAACAUACCAUGUAAAGUAACUCGCCCACUUCCAAUGUAGCAUAUGUCGUGCUAGGCAACUGGUAUUCUUGCAAAGUGUUGUGUAUCAUGUCAGGUUGCUUUAUACUUUUUUUUAAAAAACUAGGGUACCUUGUCAGACAUCCUGCACUGGUUUUUCAAGAAAUAUAGGAUAGGGUCAUAUUAUGUACCAGUAUGGUGUCAUAGUCUAUACUAGAGAUAUAACCUGGAGAUGUCGUGCAUAUGUUUACUAUGGAGUACCUCAUGUAAGACAUCUUAUACAUUAUUAAGGUGGCAUACAACGCGUUUUGGCAGCUUGUGCAUUGAGAUAUGACAUGUACCAUGUUAAACAUCGUGCACCUCUUUGGAUAGAGUGUAUCCUGCUAAACACAGUGCCCUAUUGUUUUAGGUUCCCUGAUUACUUUGGUAGAGAACGUGUGCAUGUAUCGAACGAAGUCAUCAGCCUUGACAAAUAGUGACAGGAGCAACUUGUGUAUAGUUUGAUAGCCCAUCUGUUUCGUACUUUGUAGUAGAUGAUAGUCGGCCAUUCCUCACUAUUGUCCCCUUAAAGCCCAUGUGUCAGUUACCUAGGAGCUUAUCUGGUACAACGAGUUAGUAUUAGUCUACUUAAGAUUUAUGGGUUAUAAAAUCAUAAGAGGAGAGAUAGGUAAAGAGAGCAGAGAACCGAAGAGGUAAAGGAGAGGAGUGAGAGAAAAGAGUAUUUGGUGUCAAGAAGGGAUAUCGGGGCGGGGAGGGAGGGGGGGGGAGGAAGGCCCAGAAUCGAUGUACUUUGCUCUUUUGGAUUGUAUUAUCUGCCCUGUGUGCCUCGGGUUUACUGAAUAAUGUUAGCUCAGGGGACUAUCCUCCCAUGGUGCCCAUACUUUCUGGAAUUGUUUUUGCGUCCCCCUGACUCUUGCUGUCAGGUCAUCCAUCAUAUGUACCUCCCUUAUUCUAUUAAUGAUCCCUGUGAGAGGUGGAGUGGUCUGUUUGAGCCAGUCUGCUGCCACCGCCCUCCUGGCUGCUAGGGUUACCUUGUGGAUGAGUUUUUGUUCGCAUCUAGUCCACCCGUCGAUUGUUCUGCUGAGUAAGUAUAACCACGGGUCUAGAGGGGGGGUCCUAUUUAGCACUUGGGUUAGGAUAUCUCUAAUUUGUUGCCAGAAUCUUUGCAUCAGGGGGCAUUCCCACCACAUGUGGAUAUACGUCCCUUUCUGUCCGCAUCCCCUCCAGCAGAAAUCAGUGGGGAUUUUUUUUCAUUUGGUAUAUCUUUACCGGGGUUGUGUACCAGCGAAGCAUCGUUUUAAUUGCUUGCUCCUGCAUCGUUACGCAUACAUAUCAAAUUAUUUCUGACGGUCACCAACUGUAUAAAAGUCUUACUGUACUCAGUUUAUUAAAUACUUCUAUAUCCCAACAAGGUUCAAAAAGAAACACAGUGUCACAGUGAUUACACAUUAGCAAUGGUCCUACUUCCUCAUAUUGAUAAAUUGUCUUUCGAUGACCUACAUCUGCUCUCAGGGUGAUAACCUUGUAGGUAAAUAUAGAACUUUCUGAGGGGCCAUCAAUGAUCAGUUUAUGAUGUUUUUCCUUUCUCUUUCAGAAUAAAGUCCUGUGCCUAACGGUGGAUGAAGAUAACAACCAGGUAAAAGCUCGCAACAGACACGACUCAGGCGAGUAAAUUCUGACGUUGAUGACUGAAGGAGGUCUGAAGGUGGACUAUCGUUCAAUUCUUUUAAGUUGUUCUGCUUUGUCAAGGAAAAAAUAGGACAGUCAGCAGGAAGUGCUUUCUAAUUCUGUUUGUAAGCAAUAUUUCCAGCUGAAGAAGAUUAUUUUUAGAAAAAAACAAACAAAACAAAAGGGGACUGUCACAUCUGAUAAAUUGAAUGAUUGAGCGAAGGAGACUUCUCGCUUUGACAAGGUCACUCACGUCGUGCAGAGCACUAUAACUCUUCAAAGCAAUGGCACAUCCAAAUUGCUGCCUCCUGUGUACAUCUAUUGUCGUUAAGUAUGUAACUUAGACUGUGUGUCAGUUUAAUAAACAGGAACAUUCCGGAAUCCUGAAGAAAUAGUGCAGUGCGUAGGCUGCACUCAGUAAGCACACCUCUCACUUUAUGAAGUUUGGACAUAUUAACACCUGCCAGUACCAGACGGAUGAACCAAUAAUACGUCCCACUUUGUUGUGUCUUCAUUUUCAACACACUGUACAAGACCACAAGUGCCCUAAUUCUCACAGUCAUAGAUGGUUUUUCAGUUCUUUCCUUAAAAUGGACCUGUCGCCAAAAUUUUAUGUCAAACCGUAGAAAGAAAAAUAAUGGUCUGUAUGUUGUAUUGAAAUUAUUCAGCAGCUUUUAAGACAUUUCUAUAUUUCACCCUAAUUGCAAUAGAGAAUACUUUGGACCGCCAUGCGAUCCUUCUCUUUCCUCCAGGUCGUUAUUCAAAAACUCCAUCAGAAUGUUGAGAGUCUGGUCCCAUCCUAUCUGUAGGUCCUCUCUAUCUCCAUCUACUGUCUUUUCUCCUUCUCACCAACACACUUCAAGUCACACCUUCCACCUUUUCUUCUGUUCAACCUGAUUGUCUCAUUUCAGUUUUGAGUCCCACCAUAUUCCAGCUCCAGGCCUUGAUUGCCCAGCUCAUUUUUCAUCUGUCCCAUUUGAGGUUCCUUCUCAGCACUAGCCCAUUCCAUCUCUGUUCCACUUUUUUGACUCAUUUUAGUUCUCGUUUUGCAUUCUUUUAGAUGCAACUUUAUUUAGUUUGUCAUUGGUCUGACCAUAUACCUGGCCUGUGCAAUGUUUCAUGGCCCAAACAAGGUGUAUGCACUACAAUGGCCUAAUCUGUCAUGGGCUCAUCCUGAUGCCAAGCAGCAAAGCCCCACAGCAUUUCUGCGAUAAACAAUUAUCCUAAACGAGUUACCCAGUGCAUUGGAGGAAAACUAGAGUGUUAGGAAUACAAAGCUGUAGUGUCGUUCCCAUGGUCAGAUUGUGUCAUUUAGUGAACGGACUAGCUCUUUCCAAAAACAUGAAAAAAUAAUAUUAAAUAAGUAGAAAAGUGGCCAACUGUUGGUUUUGGAAAAACUGUAAAAUAUAAAAUUUACCUUAAAAAAAGCAAAAUAAUUUAACAAAAAAAAGUCUAGGCACCAUAACCACUAUAUGCCAAUGUCCAUUACGCUUUAUCAAACUAUUUCGGAGUGGUUUGACCAAAACUCUCUGAUUCUGUCUCUGUGAAACCUACAGCCCAGCCCUCGCGUGCUGUAAUUUCUGGGGAACAGACCUGCUCUGUGGGUGCCUCAGAAAAUGUCUUGGUCAGACAGACUGCAUGAAAAUGGACCAUUGCACCAAUGUCUAAUGGCACCAUAAUAACUAUAUCGGCAUGUAGUAGUUAUGGUGCUGUUGCUUCUUUAUAUAUAGAUAAUUUAAUCCAAUCAAUCCAUGCUGAAUAACAGAUUGAUUAAUGGGACACCCCAGGGUGCAUUUCCUGCCAUUUUAAUGCAGUCUAUUUAUUUUUAACAUGCCUUAUAUAACACCCUUAUCCGGAGCCUGCUAUACGACAAUUGGCAAUUAUUUACAGAGGCGGUGACAUAUAUAUAUAUUGUAAUUAAAAUGGUCAGUACAGAUGAAAGCCUCUUAUAGCUCUGUGACAGUAAGUUAUAAAAUGUGCAUGCGUGAUGCCAUACACGGCUCAGGUAUGUCCAGUGUCACCACAAGUGGCGUCUUAUUCACAAACGAAAAAAGAGUCUUUUACAACAGUGAUUGGAAGCUUCUGGCCGAAGUCACAUUUACAAAAUAAGAAGAUAAGAGUAGCUGGACUGGAAAAUAAUUCCCAAAUACGUUGUAUCUCCAAUUUGGUUACUUUAAGAUCACAUUUCGGUUGACUACGAUUCACCGUGUACCUAACUUGGACCCUUAUACUAUUGCGGGAAAAGGGGCCCCGUCCCACAAUGAGACUUUAGGCUCAUUGCUCCAUGUUUAAAUAUAACAGCCCUCUCCAGGGUGCCACGCUAACCAGCUGCUGUGGCUUCUCUGUGGCAGGUCCUGUGGCUUUAGCCUUGCUCUGCAAAUGAAUUGCUGGUCUGGUAUAAAACAAGACAGCAGGGUGUAAAUUUGGCGUUUCUAAUUUCCAUUUAUUUUGCUUUAUACCAAAGAGGAAACAGGUGACCCAGUGGGCAGGUGGCUGAUGAAUGUUAACUAAAACAAAUGAAAUUUACUUACAUCUUCUUUCUGUUCAGCUAUGAAUAUUUCCCCGACAGCAGACAGAGUUAUUCCGUCAUAUCACAGAGUUAUUCCGUCGUAUCACAGAGGUAUACCAUCAUAUUACAGAGUUAUUCCGUCAUAUCACAGAGGUAUACCGUCGUAUCACAGAGGUAUACCGUCAUAUUACAGAGUUAUUCUGUCAUAUUACAGAGUUAUUCCGUCAUAUUAAAGAGGUAUACCGUCAUAUCACAGAGGUAUACCGUCAUAUAACAGAGUUAUUCUGUCAUAUCACAGAGGUAUUCCGUCAUAUUACAGAGUUAUUCCGUCAUAUUACAGAGGUAUUCCGUCAUACUACAGAAAGACAAUGGUCUUUGCUUGACUUUACUGUCCUUGUGCCUCUAUCUGACAGUAUUAUUUACUAAGGUGAGAAUUCAAAGUGAAUAACAAAUUUAAGGCUAUCGGGUUGUAACAAACGCCUUUUAAUGUGUCAGUCACUGAUAUAUUGUAUUUAAUGGUUUGACAAUCCUCAGCAGUCUUAGACCAUGUGCAGAAUCUCACGGUGUGCCCUCUACUGGUGAAGGAAAGUAGUGUUCUCAUGUGAUUAACUUAAAAUGUAACUUUAUAUAUUCCACGUCUCUUAUUGGGACUGACAUGGGUUAUUUCUCUAAAGUCCCUCUUUUAAAAGAACUGGAAAUACCCGCCAAAAUCAUGACUAUGGGCAAAAUCAGUGCAUAUUCUGUGCCCUGCACAUGCAUAGGUCGAAAUGGCUGGUACAUAAGGAGCGCUCUAUAAAAUAACGUUUGGUAUUCCAGUGAAUCCAUCCCCACAUCUCGGAAUCUUGGGGUAAAAUGUUGGCAAUAUGUUCUGAGCAGACUCCUGUUCACAUAAGGGGCGGACCUCCUGGAUAUACAGUUAGCAAAUCGUAAUGUAACCUAGAUUGUAACUGUGAUCCGUUUUAGGAAAACCACCCUUAAAUUAAAAAGAAAAGAAGGGUGGGAUUGAGAAAUUAUCUGAAUGAUGUGCUGCUGUGAAAUGGGGGUAUUGGGGUUCCAGACCCUCCCACACCCUUUAACAAAGUCGUUUUUCAGGGUUCGUUUUUUUAACUUAAAACAAUUGUUACUUACUAUACAAUGUAUUUGACAACGUGUAGGCAUUGUAUGUGCUUGUAGCAUAGGAAACCCAGUCCAUUUAUUGGAAACAGAACCAUCCAAGUGAAUUCCCAAUGUGGUUUUGCUAUUUAUUUGGGAGAUUUUAGAAUUUUUUGAGACCGAUGCUUUUUUUUUUUUACGCAUUACCAAAAAAGUGACCUCUUAAUUGUUUUAGCAUUGCAAUAUGUAGAAUUUCUACCUCCCUGUAACACAUAGCACUAAUAAACACAAGAUGUACGUGUGUUUCAAAUAUUCGUCUUGUUAUAAAUUGGCAUCCUAAGAAAUACUCAGCCCGCUGGUUUGUCCAUCUCCAUAACAUUGGAAGAAAUAUCUAUUUUGUGCAUUGUAAUGAUUACAAACAGUCAUAUCUAAUGCUGUUGAUCAUAUGUAUGACAAUAAUUCCAUACAGUCAAGAGAGAGACAUGAAAUGGGGGGGCGGCGUGGAGUAGUUUUUUUUUUUUUUCUUUACAAAAAUAAUUAUCUCAGUUUGUUAGGACAUAGGCCUGAAUUUAAUAUUUUUUGAAUACGCUUUUGAAGGAAUGUAAUAUUUUUGGAUAAACUUAUUUUUUUUUUAAAUCAAUAUAAAAUAGCAAAACAUAUAUCAUGUAUAUAAACAUGCAUACAAAAUAUUAACAUAUUAACAUAUUUUUCAAAAUAUUAAUUAAUUUUAAAAGUUUUUUCCAAAAAUAUUAAAUCUAUUGAAAACCUUAUGUAAAAAUUUAAAUUGACACCAUAAGCUUGUGACAAGCUACACUAUUUUAAAGGGUUAAGAGAUAAAAAACGACAUCAUUUUAGUCUCCCCUAAAUCUAAGAACCCUGUCCUCAUAACACUUAAUUAAAAUUAAGUUACAUAGUUACAUAGCUGAAAAGAGACUUGCGUCCAUCAAGUUCAGCCUUCCUCACAUUUGUUUUUUGCUGUUGACCCUAAAGAAGGCAAAAACAAGUUUGAAGCACUUCCAAUUUUGCAACAAGCUAAGAAAAAAAUUCAUUCUUGACCCCAGAAUGGCAGUCAGAUUUAUCCUUGGAUCAAGCAUUUAUCACCCUACAUAAGUUGGACUUUCACUGGACCCCUGAGUAGGUCGUAGCCACUGAUUCAGUCAAACCAUGUAGCACUGGUUCCAACCUCCGAGAAGUCACCUCCUCUCCCGACAUAUCAUUAUCGGGAGAGACAUCAAUUAAAAGAGCAGUAGCUGCUAUCUGGGAAUGUAACCUUUGCAAAUCUUAGACAGGCCCAGGACAUGUAUAUCCCAGAGUCAUCCUAAGAUUAAGGGUUCCCAUAUUGCAUAGUGUCAAUCAAACUGUGCAUUACGGGGAAAAAGGCAUAGGUGUCAUCAUUAUUGUAAAACAUUUACGUAAAAUAUAUGUAUAUUUGGCUAUUUACUAAAGUGAGAACUCAAAGUAAACUUCAAAUUUAAGAUCAGAUUGGCCCGGCGGGAAAAAUUGCCUAAGUCAGCUUUGCUCCGAAUUCGGAUAUAUUGGCGGUACAUUUGAAAUUAGUUUUGAAUUCAGUUUAAAUUCUCACGUUAGUAAAUAACCCUGAUACGUAUGAUAACGGUACGAGAGCGCUGAUGGGUCUUCAAAGCUAAGUAAGAGAGCCGUUUAAUCUAGGAAACUUGAUGAUACAGCCAAGUUCUGAUGAAAGUCCUCGAAUGAAGAUGGAAAUGUCACUACGUGAGCUGGCUUUAUUAGAGGUUCAUUACGCUGCUUUGAAGAGCCAUUGCAGCUCUCUUACUUUGUUCUGUAUAUUUGGCUGGAGAAGGCAUCAGAUUAUCUCAUUUCAAUUGGCGGUGCAUGGUGCAUCUUUGUAUUAUAUAUAUAUAUAUAUACCAACAGACAAAACAAAAAGUAAUGUGUGCGCUGAAUUUCUGGGUGCAGAAAUAGGAAAAAAGGGGUUAUUUUCCAAUAGAUUUCCCAUUUAUUUUUUAAUAUUAUUUAAAACAAGCAUCUCUGUAUUGAGUUCUGUUUUCAUGUUUUCUGUUUGCGUGUGUAAUAUAUAUGUUAUAACAUGUUUCAUGUGCUUGCAUAUACAGUGAGUCUGGAGUUUAUUAGGCACUUGCCCCCCCCCCACCCCCAUACUAAAAAGCAAUAGUGUAAAAAUCACCCUGUGUGCCUCCAGGCCAACAUACUAUAAGAUACCCCUGCCCCCCCUCUCCGUGCUCUUUAAAAAUAUAAGAAUCUGCAGUGACAAUGUAUCAGGGACAGAACGUGGGUGUAACGGGAGGAACAACAUUUGGCAAUCCCACUUACCUGCUGUAGGACUUCUAAAAAUCUACCGCUCUCUGCUUAGCGGCUUUACUAAAACACCUGGCAAUGAGCAAAGGGGGGUUGUAGAGGUAUUUCAUGAGAAUGUAUAAAAGCAAUGACCUGUUACACAGUGUCCAAUAACUCGGUAACGUGCCAUUUUUCAUCCACCGUAGUGAACCCUCCCAGUGCCUUGUGAGCAGGAAGCUGCAAGAAAAAUAAGUGCAACCGAAAAUCUCACCCCCACCCCCCCCUCGGCCGGUAAAAAAAUCAAGUCAUUUUAAAAAUCUCAAAAAUCUAAUUUUAGAAACUGGUUUAAUGUGGUUUUUAUUAUAUAAAUGUUGUGAAAAGCUCUUUAGCAAACAUGAAGAAUUGUGUUAUGCCUUGGCGCAUUCAGUUAAACCAACUGGCACAAGCAACCUGUACAAAUUUGGUGCCUGUGACUACAAAUCGAAAGACUCUCAUCCAUUCAGGUUUUGUUCGGUGCCGUCAUAGGGUCCAUACCUAUUUAGAAGUGUAAGAGUUUUUAAAUUUUUUUUCCAAAACCUAAAAAAAGUGUUGCCACAUCCACCAUGUUUUCUGGGACAAACCGGACAUUUCAUCAGGUUGAUUGGUAAUAUAUGGAGGCUGCACUGUAUUAUGUAUAAUGUAUAUGCUAAAGGAUUCCUGAUUGAUUUAACACCUGAUUUAUCAUCUGCAGCAUUUGAUUUCUACAUACUACAGGGCAGCACUUACUGUAUGUUGCCCAUUCAUUAUGUGUCCCAGAAAACAUGCUGGAUAUGUUAUCCCUACCUAAACUAGGAACUGACACAAUAAAAAGUAACUCUUUAUAUGUAGCAGUAUAUAUUAAUAAAUUCUACUUUGCAGAUUUUUUUUAGAGGUCAUAGCCUUUUAGUAUAAAAAAUACAGCAGUUAAGUUGUAAUGUCCAUAUCCCUUUAGUGUAAAAUAUAUUGGGUUUAUUUUGUAAAUUGCCCCCCCUCUAUUGUGAGCUGCUGUGUUUGCAGAGUGGGCCUCCCAACCAUCCUGAUUUUGGCAGGACAUUUCCGAUUCCAGGUUCUCUUUGAACUUUCCCCAAGAAGCAUAGUGCAGGUGCAUAAUUUUAGGGCAGAGUGUACUGGAGGUCUGCCUUUUUGGGUGCAGCCAGUGACAUAAUUGUAUCACUAGCCUGCCCCUUCAAUCCUCUCCCACUGACGUACUACUUCUCAGGAUGCCAGAGUUGCUAAAUACAGUUGCAAGAAAAGGUAUGUGAACCCUUUGGAAUGAUAUGGAUUUCUGCACAAGUUGGUCAUAAACUGUGAUCUGAUCAUCAUCUAAGUCACAACAAUAGACAAUCACAGUCUGCUUAAACUAAUAACACACAAGGAAUGAAAUGUUGCCAUGUUUUUAUUGAACACACCAUGUAAACAUUCACAGUGCAGGUGGAAAAAGUAUGUGAACCCUUGGAUUUAAUAACUGGUUGAACCUCCUUUGGCAGCAAUAACUUCAACCAAACGUUUCCUGUAGUUGCAGAUCAGACGUGCACAACGGUCAGGAGUAAUUCUUGACCAUUCCUCUUUACAGAACUGUUUCAGUUCAGCAAUAUUCUUGGAAUGUCUGGUGUGAAUCGCUUUCUUGAGGUCAUGCCACAGCAUCUCAAUCGGGUUGAGGUCAGGACUCUGACUGGGCCACUUCAGAAGGCGUAUUUUCUUCUGUUUAAGCCAUUCUGUUGUUGAUUUACUUCUAUGCUUUGGGUCAUUGUCCUGUUGCAUCACCCAUCUUCUGUUGAGCUUCAGCUGGUAGACAGAUGGCCUUAUGUUCUCCUGCAAAAUGUCUUGAUAAACUUGGGAAUUCAUUUUUCCUUCGAUAAUAGCAAUCCGUCCAGGCCCUGAUGCAGCAAAGCAGCCCCAAACCAUGAUGCCCCCACCACCAUACUUCACAGUUGGGAUGAGGUUUUGAUGUUGGUGUGCUGUGCCUUUUUUUCGCAACACAUAGUGUUGUGUGUUUCUUCCAAACAACUCAACUUUGGUUUCAUCUGUCCACAGAAUAUUUUGCCAGUACUGCUGUGGAACAUCCAGGUGCUCUUGUGCAAACUGUAAACGUGCAGCAAUGUUUUGUUUGGACAGCAGUGGCUUCCUCUGUGGUAUCCUCCCAUGAAAUCCAUUCUUGUUUAGUGUUUUACG